AUGCACGAUGAGCUGGGGUUCAACAAGGGCCCCACUCAUACAUAUAAGCAACUUGCACACAUACUAGAGAAGAAAUGGACGACCAAUACAUUACUUCAAAGAAAGGUUAUAACCUUAGAGGCCCAGAUAGAUCGACUGAGUAAAGCGCUAGAAUCAUCUCCUCAAUUCCAGUCUCGCAAUCGAGACCCAUUCAAAUGGCUCCCCGUACAGCCGGCUCAUACUUUGAAAUCUCAUCGAGCCGCGAUUACAAGUGUAGCUUUCCACCCAACAUUCUCCUCCCUAGCCUCCAGUUCCGAAGACUGUACUAUCAAAAUUUGGAACUGGGAGCUUGGUGAGCUUGAAAAUACUUUCAAAGGGCACACAGCAACAAUUACAGGACUGGAUUUUGGUGGACAAAUUGGGCGUACCUUACUUGCGUCCUGUUCUAAUGACCUCCUUAUCAAAUUGUGGGAUCCCACCAAGGGCUACGCUAACAUACGUACUCUCUCGGGGCAUGAUCACACUGUUUCUUGCGUCCGAUUUCUCACCCCGAAUCAAAAUACCCUUGUCUCGGCUAGUCGUGACACAUCUAUCCGUUUUUGGGAUAUAUUGACCGGCACCUGUGUGAAAAUGAUCUCUACGGAUUGUGGUUGGAUUCGGGAUCUGGCACCCUCUUAUGAUGGGCGAUGGCUGGUCUCGUGCGGCAGUGAUCACAACGCAACCAUUUGGAACGUUGCCUCUGGUAGUUGUCAGACAAUACUCCGAGGCCAUGGUAAUCACUUGGAAUGUUGUGCCUUUGCACCUCCGACAAGUUACUCUCACCUUGUAGCUCUAAUGGACGCGAAAGAGCCUCCUGUGGGUUACUCGUUGGGAUUCGUUGCUACAGCUGGGAGAGAUAAGACGAUCAAACUCUGGGACCUCCAGGGGGUAUUGAUUAAAACUUUAGUGGGUCAUGAUAGCUGGGUACGAGGCCUGGUAUUUCACCCCGGUGGAAGGUUUUUGCUCAGCAUUGGUGAUGAUCGAACUAUAAGAUGCUGGAAUCUUGCGGAGGGAGCAAGGUUAUGGAAAACACUUGAUAAUAUCCAUGAUGGUUUCGUCAGUUGUAUCUGUUGGGCACCUUGUGCAGUGUCCCUUAUCGAAAGGCAUAGCUCGUCAAAGGAGUUUCUGGAAACCCACCCAGUUCCAGAGCAUGAGAUGAUAACAUCUGAUUUCCCUUGUGUCUUAGCCACUGGAAGUACAGAUUCCAAGGUACACGUCUACGCCUAG
Messenger RNA from Penicillium angulare, 1245 nucleotides. Its product is annotated as WD40 repeat domain-containing protein. Gene Ontology annotation, molecular function: protein binding. Bases 1 to 1245 code for a protein of 414 amino acids. The transcript is spliced from 2 exons. Lineage: Eukaryota; Fungi; Ascomycota; Eurotiomycetes; Eurotiales; Aspergillaceae. The record is from RefSeq and is a predicted model, not a curated record.